Molecule: messenger RNA, 1578 nt
Organism: Lodderomyces theae
Lineage: Eukaryota; Fungi; Ascomycota; Pichiomycetes; Serinales; Debaryomycetaceae
Exons: 3
Coding region: 1-1578 (525 amino acids)
Source: RefSeq, a predicted model, not a curated record
AUGUAUCCAGAGUUGCAAAAAAUGCAAAACAGUUUUUGUUCACUGAGUAGAAUGAAGCUCUCUGAUUUACCAUUUGAGAUAAUUGCAAGGACUCUCCCUAUUGAUGAGCACCUACUUGACCUACCCGAUACCGUUCUUUUCCCCUGGCUCAAUUUGCUACCGCAGAGACAAUGUUUGAAGAUGUUGGCUGAGAAAGGGGUAGGCUUAGGUUUGGCACAAAAAAUAUCCAACGGGAAAAGGACAUUCAAGAUUGUAAGUGUCCCUGAACUGACUCGACUUGUUGAUACCGGCAAUUUUUCCAAUGGCUGGGAAUAUAGCCGAGAGAUAAAUGUAAAGUUUUACUUUAAAAUUUACGUCGAUUUUGGUCAUCCAUUUAAUCACACCCCCGGGCAUCAAGAGAGACGAGAGGGAGAGCAUGUCGUCUUCAACUUUGACUUGGUUCAAGAUCUUUUGUUCAGGUAUGUGGGGUUCGCCAAUGCUGUAUGGGUGUGGACAGGCACAAAGGAGUAUCAUUUAUUUUUGGCCAUGCCUUCCUUGAUGUGGAAAGUGUGUGAUUUGACUUUCCAGCAAGUUUCCUUCUCACACCCUUCUUCGUUUAUUGACCUAAACGUUGCUUCUGCACUUCAAAGGUUUUCCAACAAAUUUGUUCCUACUAUGCUCCAAUGCUGGGCUCCGCCAACAGGUCAGCAAAAGUUGUGUGCAUUGAUCCGUUCAUUAGAGUUGAACUUCACUGUAAACCAAUUUCUUGAAUUUAAGCACAAUGUGGCCAAAGAAUCAUCACAGGCUCAUCUAGGGCCGGAGUCCUUGCUGAUUUAUUUGGAAAUGGACGGUCCAGGGAAGGGUUAUAGGUGGAGGCGAAACCACCACGACCUUCUCUCUCCAGCUACAACACGGGAAAACAACAACGAUAAUAACGACGCAUUUUUAGACUUUCCUACCGAGUGGAUUACCGAAGUGUUCACAAUGGCACAAGUCAAGGAGUUUACUUUGGACUAUUUUGCACCAACUUCGCGAAUACCCAACUUGAAAAAAUUGCUUCUGCUGAUGCCUAAACUCUCUCACUUGAGCUUGAGCUUUGGAGUUUUGGAUUUUGUGAAUAUCCCAAGACUAGUAACACCAAAGUCUUUUGAUCUUCAUAUACAAGUGAGGAUUAGCAAGCUGUACUUUGAAACCAUUCAGUAUAGCCGGAAAAGACAAUUUGAAGAAGACACCUCGCAAUUUAGCUUUGAUCCAAGUUCCUCGUCACCAACCCCAUCUUCCUCAUGCACGUCCUCAUCAACUCCAAAUCCACUAAAUUCAUCUCCACUAAAAUAUAACACCCACGAGCACUUGGGUGUCCAAUACUCCAUCGCACAGUCUUCACCAGUUGCUAAAAGAGUGCAAUUGAGAAAGAUACAUUCUGAAGUACACCAAAAGACGAUACGAAUGAUGAUGGAUGCACAGUUGCAUCUACAGCGACAACAACAGCAGCAAGAAAAUACUAGUACAAAGAGCGAUAUGUUGAUGGAUGAAACCGAUCAUGAGACUGAUAAACUUGAAGAAAACAAAUGCACAUAUUUCCAACAACCUUAUUGGUGA